UCUCGCCGCCGGUACCUGCAGCAUGGACUCGGACUCCGGGGAGCUCAGCGAAGGCGAGCUGGUCUCACCCGCAGGUCCUGAUUGUUUCAGUUCCAAGAACCUUGCACUGCAAGCCCAGAAAAAGAUCCUGAGUAAAAUGGCAACCAAAACCAUGGCUAACAUGCUGAUUGAUGACACCAGCAGUGAAAUCUUUGACGAGCUAUACAAAGUAACAAAGGAGCACACCAGAAACAAAAAAGAAGCUCAUAAAAUUAUGAGGGACCUGAUUAAAGUGGCAAUAAAAAUUGGGAUCCUCUACCGAAAUAAUCAGUUCAACCAAGAAGAGCUGGAAAUUGUAGACAAGUUCAGGAAGAAGCUGAACCAAACUGCCAUGACAAUUGUCAGUUUCUAUGAGGUAGAAUACACUUUUGACAGAAAUGUUCUUGCAGAACUUCUGAAUGAAUGCAAAGAUCUUGUGCAUGAACUAGUAGAUCGGCACCUGACACCAAGAUCCCAUGGGCGUAUCAACCACGUCUUCAAUCAUUUUGCAGAUGUGGAAUUUCUGACUGCCCUGUACAGCCUUGAUGGGGAUUGUCGGCCUUACCUCAAAAAGAUUUGUGAUGGUAUCAACAAACUACUUGAUGAGAAAGUCCUUUGAACCUUCACUUAAAGAAGCCAACCAAAAACUUCUAUCUGUACCUGGCCACUCUUCAUGAGCUGUGAUGAGCAUGUGGGCUUCCUUCUCACCAUUCUCUUAGCACAGUCUCCAGCAGGAGCCAGAACGUGCUCACUUGGCUCAUGAUGAGGCAGAAAAUUUAAAUCAGAAAGCUAUCAAUUUAAUGUUUUGUUCACAGAAAAAAAUCAAUUUUUGCAAGGAGUGGAGUGAAAGUUUGCUGGUAUACGCUUUUCAGAAACAGAUUGCUACUGACCACAGUCUUAAUAGCUUUGUGUUGGAAUUCUAGUAUGUGAAAUGAAGCUAAACUCAAAUGCAUGGCUGUGUGAAAAUAGAUGGGAAAAGGCAAGAAAGCAUGCAUAGAAUUUAUCCUACGCUGCCCCAUGUGUACAUUUAUUAUUGCCACAGCAAUCGAAAAGGCUGAAGACAAAGUAGAUCUACAAAGGAUUAAGCUCGCUGUUUUCUGGAAUCAAUGCAAGAGUGCACCUCUGAUUUUCUAUGAUUUUUCAUAUGAUGCAAGUCUAACAGUAGCUAUCAAGUAAUGCAAAUUGAGUAGAAGCAUGAGAAAGUUUUAAAA
Nothoprocta perdicaria is the source of this 1229-nucleotide messenger RNA. RefSeq names its product TNF alpha induced protein 8 like 3 (gene TNFAIP8L3). The record is from RefSeq and is a predicted model, not a curated record. Gene Ontology annotation, biological process: regulation of apoptotic process. The transcript has 2 exons. NCBI's taxonomy places the organism in Eukaryota, Metazoa, Chordata, Aves, Tinamiformes, Tinamidae. The coding region runs from base 23 to 637 and encodes 204 amino acids. Gene Ontology annotation, cellular component: cytoplasm.